CGGCACCGCUGAGGCCGCACCGCGGGCGCUGGGUCUGUCCAGCGCUGGGCCCCGCAGCUCUGCACGGACACUGAGGUGCUGGAGCAGGUCCAGAGAAGGGAACGGAGCCGGGGAAGGACCUGGAGCACAAGAGGGGCAGGUGAGGGAGCUGGGGGUGUUCAGCUGGAGGAGGCUCAGGGCAGAACUUCGCACUCAGCACAGCUCCCCGACAGGAGGGGUCGGGUCGGGCUCUGAUCCCCAGUAACAAAUGGCAAGGGGACAUGGCUCAAGCUGUGCAUGGGGAGGUUUAGCUUGGACAUUAGGAAGAAUUUUUCAGGAAGAAUGAUUAGAAAUUGGAAUGCGCCGCCCAGGGACGUGGUGGAGUCACCGUCCCUGGAAGUCUUCAAGGAAAGAUUAAACGUGCCCCUCCGUGCCACGGUCCGGUUGGCCCGCUGGCCAACCAAACGUCAAGCUCCCCGGUCCCAGCAGCCUUCCCCAGCCCGAUCGAUCCCGCGGUUCCGUGCCGGUCCGUCCCUCUCCGCCCCCGCCGGUUCCCGCCCCGCUCCGCCCCGCUCGAAAUGGCCGCGCUGGGGAGGCUGCUCCGCGCCGCGGUGCCCGUGGUCUCCGCCGCCGGCAGCAGGGGCACGGCUCGGCCCCCGGCCUGCGCCCGCCGCGCCUUCAGCCUCGGCUCCGCGCGGCUCGCCGCCGCCGUGACCCAGCACGCCCCGGCCUUCAAGGGAACGGCCGUCGUUAACGGGGAGUUCAAGGAGCUGAGCCUGGAUGAUUUCAAGGGGAAAUACCUGGUUCUCUUCUUCUACCCCCUGGAUUUCACCUUUGUCUGUCCCACGGAAAUUGUGGCUUUUAGCAACAAAGCAAAUGAAUUUCGUGACGUGAACUGUGACGUGGUGGCAGUUUCAGUGGACUCUCAUUUUACUCAUCUGGCCUGGAUAAACACGCCACGAAAGAGCGGCGGUUUGGGAAAAAUGAAUAUUCCAGUUCUGUCAGACCUCACCAAAAAGAUCUCCCGUGAUUAUGGGGUGCUGCUGGAAGGACCUGGCAUAGCACUGAGGGGUCUGUUCAUCAUUGACCCAAAUGGGAUCAUCAAGCACCUGAGCAUCAACGACCUGCCCGUGGGGCGCAGCGUGGACGAGACGCUGCGGCUGGUGAAGGCGUUCCAGUUCGUGGAGACCCACGGGGAGGUGUGCCCAGCUAACUGGACUCCAAACUCCCCAACGAUCAAACCAAGUCCAGAAGGUUCAAAAGAAUAUUUUGAAAAAGUGAAUAAAUAAACAUUCAACUAUGGAGACAUUAGGAAAACAGCUGUGAUUGUAAAAAUUAAUAAUAAAAAUAAAAGGUCUCAUUUUGUCAUGUGUAACAAGAAAUUAAAUGCUGAAAUAUU
Oenanthe melanoleuca is the source of this 1378-nucleotide messenger RNA. RefSeq names its product peroxiredoxin 3 (gene PRDX3). The record is from RefSeq and is a predicted model, not a curated record. Gene Ontology annotation, cellular component: mitochondrion; cytosol. Gene Ontology annotation, molecular function: thioredoxin peroxidase activity. The transcript has 7 exons. Bases 558 to 1268 code for a protein of 236 amino acids. NCBI's taxonomy places the organism in Eukaryota, Metazoa, Chordata, Aves, Passeriformes, Muscicapidae. Gene Ontology annotation, biological process: cell redox homeostasis; response to oxidative stress; cellular response to stress.